UCUGGAAUCUGCCCGAAUCCUUGACUUUUCAGUGGACUCUGAUGUAAUGUGAACCUAGAUGAUGCCUGUGUUUUUGUUUUUAUACAUGUGUGGGGGAACCCAGGCUUCCAUGGGUGUGGAAGCCUCAUUUUGGGCUAUGCAUUGUAAGCAAGCUGUUACCUGUUCUGCCUGUAGGACUGUUUCCACCACCAGACUUUUUAAGUGUGGAGAAUCUGCUUGUCAUCAGCGCUCUCUGGUGGCGGAAAUUGGUAUGCCUACCUUUAUAUCCAGCUGUCCAGAAUCCAGGGCAGGUCUCAUAGACAAUGGUGACUAGCACCGGCUCCAGCUAAGUCGGUAUCAGUAAGGAUUCUUGGAUGAAGGUUGAGGCCAUAUGAAGACAAGCCAGAGAAGAUGACAGACUCCUGGCUCUAGAUCCUAGCUCCUCCCUCCCAACUCUCCAGCCUCUUGACCCUGGUUUCUCUACCCUCAGGUCUUGCUCACCCACCUGCAUCAGGACCAUGUGUGACCAGCAGCAGAUCCAGUGUUGUGUGCCGGUACCCCAGUGCUGUGUCAAGGGUUCCGCCUUUGGUCCCUCACAGUUUCCCUAUGCCAACAACCAGGUGCUGGUCCAAGCUCCAUGUGAGAUGCAAGUUCUGGAAUAUGCUGCACCAUGUCCAGUUCAAGUUUCCCAGACUCCGUGCCAGUGCAGUACAACUGAAGUGAAGAGUCAGGCUCCAUGCUCCACUAAGACCACCAAGGUUAAAUGUCAGGCUCCAUGCCAAUCAAAGGCCACCCAGGUGAAAUGCCAGUCUAAGACCACUGAGGUAAAGUGCCAGGCUCCCUGCCAGACUCAGGUUUCCUGUGUUCAGUGCCAGGCUCCAUGCCAGUCUCAGGUUUCCUAUGUGCAAGUACCACAACCUCUUCAGACCUACUAUGUAGAAUGUGCCCCCGUGUAUUAUACAGAAACUAGUUAUGUGGAAUAUCCGGUUCCGACCUAUGUGCCUGAUCCAGCUCCUCGGCCUGUCCACACCUAUGUAGAAUGUCCCUCAGUGGGCCAGGGUCAGGGAAGUUUCUCCAGUCAGUGCCAGUAUCAGGGCUCCUACGGUAGCUGCACCUCUCAAUCACAGUCACGGGGUUCUUACAGCAACUGUGGUCCACAGCCUCAGUCUCAGGCUUCCAACAGUCGCUGUGUACCCCAAUUCCAGUCCGGGCCCUCCUACACCAGCUGUGGCCCCCAGCGCCAGUCACAGGCUUCCUAUGGUGGCUGUGCCUCCCAAUUCCAGUCUCGAGCAUCCUACAGCAACUGCUCCUCCCAGCGACGGUCUGGGGCUCCGUUUAGCACCUGUGCACCUCAAUGCCAGGCCCAGGGCUCCUAUGGCAGCUUCACAUCACAGCAGCGUCGGUCUCAGAGCACCAGCCGAUGCCUCCCUCCUCGUCAGCUGCAGCCUACUUAUCGAAGCUGCUCUCCACCAAGGCGUUCUGAGCCCUAUUACAGCAGCUGCCUGCCAUCCCGAUGUUCUUCAGGCUCCUACAACUAUUGCACCCCACCCCGCCGCUCAGAGCCCAUCUAUGGUAGCCACUGUCCUCCUCGGGGCCGCCCUUCAGGUUGUUCUCAAAGAUGUGGACCCAAGUGCAGGGUAGAGAUUUCAUCACCUUGCUGCCCCAGGCAGGUUCCCCCGCAGAGGUGUCCUGUCCAGAUUCCUCCCAUCAGAGGAAGAUCCCAGAGCUGUGGCCGGCAACCCUCUUGGGGUGUCUCCUGCCCGGAUCUGAGGCCACGUCCAGAAUCACAGCCAUUCCCAAGGUCUUGCGGGCCACAGCGUCGUGACUGGUCUCCAGCACCAUCAUGGCAGCGGUGCCCAGUUCCUGCACCACGUCCAUGUCCAGAGCCACAGCGUCGUGACCAGUCUCCAGAACCAACAUGGCAGCGGUGCCCAGUUCCUGCACCACGACCAUGUCCACGUCCAGAGCCAUGCCCAAGUCCAGAACCCCGCCCAUGUCCUCCUCUGCGGCGAUUUUCAGAACCGUGUUUGUAUCCAGAACCAUGCUCAGCUCCUCAACCAGCACCACGUCCAGUGCCACGCCCACGCCCGGUUCCCUGUGAGAAUCCAGAACCACGUCCGUGCCCACAGCCCCGUCCAUAUCCAGAGCCAAUGCCACAUCCUGCACGCUGCUCCAGCCCAGAGCCUUGUGGGGAGCCCCUUCGCUGUCCCAGUCCCUGCUCAGGCCCUAAUCCAGUUCCCCACCACCAAGAACUAGGUUGUCAUGAAUCUAACCCAUGCCACCUGGAUACUGAAGGCCCGAGCCCAUACAGCUACAAUCAGGGGCAAGAGAGUAACAGCAACUGUAGACCUGAUGAUGUUUUCCCAGGGCCACAGGAUCUAGGUGGCUGUGGAGACCAAGGAAAUACCCACGGUGGAGUAAAAGGUGGGGCUUAUGCGGGAGCAAAGGGUGCUUAUUUUUAAACAAAAUGUAGCUCAAAUGCCCCUGCUUCAGGUUCUUUAGAAUAUUUUCCUGUCUCAUCUGGUUGACAUCUCUCCACAGACAUCGAGGUGCUCUCUGCUUCAAAGCUGUUAUCCAAACUUCUUGUAUGUCAUCUCAGGUUCCACACCUGAGUCUCAGACAUCAUUCCAGCCUUAUGUCUCACUCCUCCCGUGCACUCAGCUUUAAUUCUAACCAGACCAGCUUGGCCACCAGGGCACUCCUUGGGUGUUCCUCCUGACAUUCUCCAGAUGCUCUUGCCUCAGCAGAGGCUCCCUUGGUUUGAACAAUUUCUCACCUAUUUCCCAGCAUCCAAAAUUGUACAUGUCUUUCAAUACCUCUUCCUUGAAGACUUUCGUUGUUGUUGUUGUUGUCUGCUCCCACCCAUAAGAGCCUAUUCUGACUUCCUAGAAUUCAUUGCCCAUAACACCAUCCAUUUAGCAAGAGUUUGGCAGCACUCCUGAAUUAAUUUCUCUUUGCAGUUACUGCCUUUUCUGCCCAAAUACAUUGCAAACCUUCAUCUAAGUAGGGUCAGUAUAUCCUUAAAUCUCUGUGCCUAUCUUAGGUCAGGUAAUAGUUGAUCAAGGUUGUGGUUGGCAACUUGAGCCACGUUCUGUCCUGUUGGGAAACUAGGAACUGGGGCAAGAGGAGGAUGCAUAAUAAUAAAAACUGGGUAUGUUCACAGUUUGAGUCCUGUGUAAUGUCUGCUCUUUAUUUGAUGCCAGCUUGCUGAGAUGGUGUCUUUUUAAACCAUGAUGAAAAUACAUAAAACAAAAUGUAUUAACACAGCCAUGUCAGAGCAUGUAAUGGGAUUAAUUAUACUUGCAUUGUUGUAUUACCAUCACCACUAUUCAUCUAUCCUGCAGGACAAACACUCAAUACCUCAUUUCCUACUUCCCUUUAGCCUCUAAACAUUACCAUUCCAUUGUCUACCUUUUAAAAUUUGACACUACGUAUGUCACAGGUAGACUCAAAUGGUAUUUGUACUUUCGUUAUUCGCUUAGCAUAGUGUUCUCCAGGUUCAUCUUUGCUGUAGUAUGUGACAGCUAUUGAGGCAGCAUAAUAUUACGUGGACUGUAGAUACCAAUUUAAUUUGUUCAGCAAUGAAUGGCUAAGCACUUGAGUCGCUUCCAUCAUUUGGCUACAGUCAGUAAUGGUCCAACCAACACUGGUAUAAAAUACUUCUUUGAAUGUAUGAUUUCAAUUCUUUUGAGUAGAUAUCAAGAAAUGGAGUUCCUACAUCAUAUGCUAAGACAGAUGCUUCUAUGUUGCUUUCCACAGUGGUGACAUCAUCCACAGUCCCACCCCAGCA
Peromyscus californicus insignis is the source of this 3769-nucleotide messenger RNA. RefSeq names its product keratinocyte proline rich protein (gene Kprp). NCBI's taxonomy places the organism in Eukaryota, Metazoa, Chordata, Mammalia, Rodentia, Cricetidae. Bases 498 to 2441 code for a protein of 647 amino acids. The record is from RefSeq and is a predicted model, not a curated record. The transcript has a single exon.